ACUUUUUUUCUUCUUCCUACCACAGUGAGGGGAGGGGAAACGAUAGAAGUUAGAAAAGAAGGAUUCCUGGUCUUUUACUUCCCCUUCCCCCGUUAAAAAAGCACUGGGGAAAGAGUGGAGGAGCGAAAAGUGGAUUGCACAAAAAAAAAAAGAAAAGAAAAAGAAAAACGGUUUCCAAUCCCGGACGCAUCGGCUUUUCUGUGGAUUAAUGUUGUCCUUAUUGAGUGGAUUUAUCGAUUGCUUGUAGUGGCUGGAUACGACAUUGUGGAAAAAAGUAGAAGCAUCCGAGUAGGUAGGAGUAGACGGAGGGAGCCAUGAGGAUCAUCUUGUGCUCCGUUGUGCUGCUGACCAUCUGGUCAGGUCAUGGAGUUCGACUGGAGGAGUCUAAAGGUGAGCGGUGUCCUUCCAUGCAGGUCGAAGACUGGAAGUUUCCUCAGACAGCCAGACACAACAUUACAGGUUUCAAUCUGGUGCGGCGCUUUUCCCUGAUGAAGAACAGCGAUGUGAAGAAGAUACGUAACCCGCGAGGGCCUGUCAUCCUACGCCUGGGAAAAGUUCGCCUCAUCCAGCCCACUGAUCAAGUGUUUCCACAUGGACUGCCCGAGGAGUUCACACUGGUCUUCACCCUGCUGUUGAAGGCCAAGGCUCUGAGGGAUAACAUCUACCUUUUCCAGAUAUCUGAUGAGCAAGGGUACCCACAGCUGUCGCUGGACCUGAACGGGCCGGAGGGCACGCUGGCACUGCGGUCCUAUGCCUCCUAUGCAGACGAGGAUGCCUCGACAGCAGGGUGUGUGUUCAGCGGAGAAGGUGUGGAGUCUCUGAUGGACCUGCGCUGGCACAAAGUAGCUCUGAGCGUGCAGAAGAACGCAGCAUCGCUACACGUAGACUGCGGCUCUAUCGAGACGAAGCCGCUGGAUGCUUGGGGUCACAUCCCGAUUACUGGACACACACUGAUGUUUAUGAGGGCCAGCAAUGCAGCUCCUGUCGAGAUGGACCUCCAGCAGGCCGUGGUGUACUGUGACCCAUCUUUGGCCAUCCAGGAAGCUUGCUGUGAAAUUCCAGGAGCCAGGUGCCCUCCAGAUGCCCCGAAGAGUCGCCGAGCGGCGGAGAAUCUGGUGGAAAUUCAACCCAACCCUUUCAGCCAGCCAAUCCAUGGAUCAAAGGAGUUGGCGGAAAAAUGCGCAGGCUGUGUGUUGAUCACUGAGGAUCAAAAUCUCGUCCAGGAAGGUGAAGCGGGUCAGCGUGGCCAGAAAGGAGAAAAAGGAGAGCGGUACGCAGAAGGAGUGAAGGGGGAGAAAGGAGAGAAAGGCGAGCCGGCUGCGACCGGAAACUGGGAGGCGGCUUUAGGAGUCAAGGGGAAUAAAGGGCAGAAAGGGGAGGUUGGAUCCCCAGGUCUUUCUGGAAGUCCGGGGAAAGAUGGUCGUGCCGGAACUAUUUGUAUCGUUGGUCCUAAAGGGCCGAAGGGAAACACAGGUUCUGUUGGUCCCGAGGGACUCGCAGGAGACCCAGGCCUACCAGGACCUCCUGGACCUCCUGGCGUCAGCACACCAGGAAAUCCUGGGAGCCCAGGAUUACCUGGAUCAAAGGGAGACAAAGGGGAUUCUGGGAUGCCCGGGGAGGAUGGCACGACAGGCGAUCCUGGUCCAAGAGGUCCAGGAGGUCCCAAAGGUGAAAAGGGAGAACCAUGUGAAGUUUGUCCAGUGUUGCCAAAGGAUACAAGUGGAACCACAGUCCUUCAGGGGAAGCCUGGUCCCAAAGGAGAACCCGGAGCACCAGGCGAAGGAGAGCAGGGUUUGCCUGGCUCUCCAGGGAAAGACGGAAACGCAGGAGAAAAGGGAGAGCGAGGCUUAGAGGGGCCCAAAGGGGAGAAGGGCGAGUCGUGUGCCAUGUGCUCAACGAAUGCCGGUACUACCCAACCUCAGCAUCUGCAGAUGAAGGGGGUUAAAGGGGAACCAGGAACUGGACAGAAUGGAGAGAAGGGAGAACCAGGGAAAACUGGAUCAAAGGGGGAAAAGGGUGAUGCAGGAGUCAAAGGCAGCGAUGGGAAAACUGGCAAGCCUGGUCCUAGAGGUCUAAGUGGCAAGGAUGGACAGAGAGGAGAAAAGGGAGAUGCUGGUCAGUCUGGAUUGCCAGGGACCAAAGGUGCAAAGGGGGACUCGUGUGGUGUGUGUUCAAAUUCCCCAUCUGAGAACGACGAAGAGGGACCUCAAGGCCCAAAAGGAGAUAAGGGUGAUCAGGGCUUGCAGGGAGAGCCUGGAGUUGGUGGAACACCAGGAUCUCCGGGACAGCCUGGGGAGAAUGGGAAAGAUGGACUCAAAGGACAGAAGGGCGACGCCUGUGACAGCUGUCCAACACUUCCUGUGGAUAGGGGCGAUGUUGUGGGCUUACCUGGAUCCAAGGGAGAGAAGGGAGACGCAGGUGAACCAGGCAUGGGGAAAGCUGGGAAGAAAGGUGACCAAGGGCUGAGAGGUGUUCCCGGACCUACAGGUCCAUCAGGACCUCAUGGACCUCCUGGGAUUAUAGGACCAGUUGGACAAAAGGGUUCGAAAGGAGAAAUGGGACCGGCAGGACCUCAGGGGCCAAUCGGCAUCAGCGUAGCAGGACCUCCGGGUAGAGAUGGUUUCCCUGGCCCUCAAGGAAUCCCAGGAGAAGACGGAGCACCGGGAGCUGUCGGACCCAGGGGUGACAAGGGAGAACCAGGAGAAUGCAACUGUGUGCCGUAUACAAAUCUUCAACCCGGAAGACCUGGUGUCCCUGGUGGUGGUCCCUCGGUCCCGUGGCAGCCUGGUCCUCAGGGGCCUCCAGGACCUCCAGGUCCACCAGGACCUCCAGGGCCCCAAGGAUUCACAGGGCAUCCAGGCCCAAAGGGUCACCCUGGCAAUGAUGGCUUACCAGGGCAACCGGGUCCGCCCGGCACAGCAAUUCCAAUAGAUCCGGAUUCUUCCAAUAACAAAAAGGAUUGUGCCGACUGUGCCAAAGGUCUGCCUGGCGUACCUGGGGUACCUGACACUAAGCCGGACAAGAGGGAUCAUGGCAAGCCUGGUGUUAUUUCUUCAGAUGGAUGUGAGAAGUGUCUCGAGAGGCUGCAGGAGGAGGAACCGCAGAGGCCUAAUACCAACAGCGGCCCUUGCCCAGGUGUGCCAGGGUCACCGGGCAUUCCAGGGCAACCCGGGAUCAAAGGAGACCCGGGUGACAGGGGUGACAGGGGUCCUUCUGGUCUUCCUGGAUCUCCAGGUACUAUUGGUUUCCCUGGACCUCCAGGCCCACCUGGACUCCCUGGUCUGCAAGGUGAGAGUGGACAACAUGGAACUCCAGGACAGAAAGGAGAACAGGGUCCACCAGGAACUCCUGGAUACCCAGGAACAAUGGGACCACCUGGACUUCCUGGGCUUAAAGGAGAACGAGGAAGCCCAGGCAGCUCAGGGCAGAAAGGAGAAUCAGGCCCCCCAGGAUUUCCAGGUCAUCAGGGACCACAAGGCCCACCUGGUACCAAAGGAGACUCAGGAUUGACAGGACCCAUAGGACCAAAGGGAGAUCAGGGAUUCGCAGGACCCCCAGGAUUCCCAGGACAGCAGGGACCCCCAGGAACUCCAGGAAAAAUCGGUCCUACCGGACCACCAGGACCAAAGGCAGAUUCGGGAACUCCAGGACUUCAGGGUCCACAGGGACCUACAGGCCCUCCGGGACCACCUGGAGGCCCAGGAUUGCAGGGUGCACCUGGAAUGGAAGGACUUGAUGGGAAAGAUGGCAAACCAGGGAUGAGGGGUGAUCCGGGUAUACCUGGCCCAAUCGGCCCUAGGGGAAUCCCGGGAUUCAAGGGCAUAAAAGGACAUACAGGCCUGCCAGGACUAAAAGGAGAGGUUGGACCUCAAGGCUUACCCGGAGCAGCAGGAAGGCCAGGACUUGAGGGUGACCCUGGUCCACCAGGACCACAAGGACCACCUGGUUCUCCGGGACAUUUGGGUUCGACAGGUCCCGCAGGUCCCCCAGGACCAGCUGGAGCUCCCGGCACGGGUAUUCAAGGUGACAAGGGGGAGGCCGGAGAAAGAGGACUGCCAGGAAUGCCUGGGUCUCCGGGGGCUCCUGGGCAUCCAGGACAGAUGGGAGAACCAGGCAGUGAUGGUGCAGCAGGAAAAGAUGGAACACCAGGUGUGUCAGGAGAAACCGGUCCACAAGGGCAGAAGGGUGAGGCAGGAAGUCCAGGCCUGAGAGGUCCACCAGGAGAACGGGGUCGUCCUGGACCCCCUGGAGGUGCAGGAUAUUCCUCCAAAGACUCUGAAAUGAGUAUAAUGGGACCUAUGGGCCCUCGUGGAGAGAGAGGAAGCCCUGGAGCACCUGGACAGUCCGGACCUCCUGGAUCACCGGGAAUGCCAGGAAACGAUGCUGUUGUCAACUAUGAUGAGGUCAGGUCUUUCAUCAGACAGCAGGUCAUCAAGAUCUUUGACGAGCGAAUGGCCUAUUACAUGUCGCGCAUGCAGAUGCCAGUGGAAAUGGUAGCACCCCCGGGCAGACCCGGACCCCCAGGCAAAGACGGCACUCCGGGAAGAGUGGGAACUCCAGGGCUUCCGGGUCGUCCGGGACACAUCGGCCGAGAGGGACGACAAGGACCUAUGGGCCCUCAGGGUCCUCCAGGUACCAAGGGAGAAAAAGGAGAUAAAGGUAUAGGAGAGAUGGGAGACAGUGGACCCCCUGGUGCUCCAGGUGUUCCUGGACCCGCUGGUUAUGGAAAAAUGGGACCACCAGGCCCGACAGGUCAACAGGGCAUCCCUGGCAUUCCUGGACCACAAGGGCCCCCUGGAUCAAAGGGAAAAGAUGGCCGCUGCCAUCCAUCUGACUGCAUGAGUGGACCUGUGGAUUACAGUCCAAAGGGCCCGCAAAUGAAAGGGCCCAUGUACUAGAGAGAGUAUCUGAGAAUGAGACAAGAGCCAAAGACCAACAAUACCAAAUCUGCCUUAUCAAUGCCUUUGAUGUGAUCCACGGGGAACCAGUGGAACUAAAGGGCAUUUCUGUUAAUAUAGUGAUGGCUGGGCCAGAUUGGUUCAUAAGCUAUUUUAAAAGGGUACCCAUUGCCAAAAUAUUCCCUGCGGCCACUAGUGCUAAGGCUAGUGUGUAUCCACUCUCUGAUUUCAACUUUCUCUUUGCAGAUGCUUGACUGAAAACUCCUGGAUUAAGGACCUUAAGCACAAAGAACUUUUCCCCUUCUGGACAAUCACUACCUUAAACAUAUUAUCCUUGGUUCGCUGGCCAUAAUGGUGCUGUCUCUUUAAGCUCAGCUAUGAAGCCGGUUUCACACUGCUCCCAGAAAAUUUACAGCUGUGAUUUUAAACACAUUAUCUCCGGUGCGACGCGCACAAGAUCAUCCGAAGUUCAAGCGCUUUCAACUUCCGCGUGGCGCUUUUGCUGCGCGCGGCCAUUAGCCGGGCAGGAGGCAUGGUAUUUUGCUUGGAGAAAGAUGGAAGAACUAAUAAAAAAUUUUCUUCCUUCUUCUCUCCAGAGAGCUGCAUCCACUUUUGUGCCCAACCUGCCGCAACACUAUCCAUUUGUCACGACUGCAUCCACCACACACAUACACACACACACACAAAACACAGUGUGAAACCAGCUUGGUUCUUUUUUAGCCAAUGUUUACUUUUUGCACCAUAUUUUUGAUACUGAAAUGCUUUCGCAAAUCAUUAACCAGGUUUUUGUUGGGUUUUCAUGGCAGCUGCUGACGUUCUCGCUAUUUUUGUUUCAUCCUAACACCCCAAACAGUAAUCGAUCUUAAAUUUGGACCAAAUGUUGCAUUCUGUUUAAAAACUUGCCACUCUCCUAGCACUAUGAUGUAGCUUGGUGGAAAGGUAUAAAUAGGAUAUAAUUAUUCAUGUUUCCUCUGAGGCCUUGUGUUGUACAUAUUUGUAUUUAUAUGUCAUGGCUUUUUAUAAUACAUUUAAUAGAUCAGCGUCAGGAUUCCAGUCCUUAUUUUUGAAUCGUCAUCUCGGAUAUUGUGGUAUUUGUAAUAGCGCUAGGAAAUAAAGAAAAAUGAGAUUUUUGUAAAUUGGUUGAAUUUAUAUAAAUAAAAGUUCAUUUUAAGUCAGAUUUCAUACUUUGGAAACCAUCCUAUUUAUUUAAGUCUUAUGUCAGGGCUCUCUCUCUCUCUCUCUCUCUCUCUCUCUACGACCGCGUACUUCGCCAUUUCAGACCUCCACUUAAUAUAUCUUUUAGACUUGAAAUUAUUAUUAUUAUUUUUUUUUAAGCGUCAAUCGCUUUCAGCUAAAACGUAAUGUUGAUUCUGGAACAAUUCUCUUUCGACAUGUUCUCAUCGUUCUCAUCAAAUUUCCUCCGCUCCUCAUCAUCCAUCAUGAGAAAGCCAGGUGCUUCACUAUCAUCUACGGUUUAGUGUUUUCAUCCCACAAUAUAAAAGCUUUUCUGAUCCCAUGCCGUUUAGCACACUGCAGUGUCAGCCAGGCUCCAACGAGAUAAGUUUACCAUCAGCACUUUAUCCCGUCUGCCAGACCUCCACAAAGUGUUUCUAUAUCUAUACUUGUAUAUGUACCUAUCAGAUGGCCAGACAUCCUCACAUUCCGUAUGUAGUUCAAUAACUAAAGUAGCCAUUUAUUAGGUUUGUUAAGCUUCUCCUGCCUUCAAAUAUGUAAUGUAAUUUUGCAUGUUUCAUUUUUAGGACCAGUAAAAGAGAAAGGUCACAUGAGUGUGAGUCAUGGUCCUUACAAGUACAGUGAUACAGGAAUUUGUGUUUGUGUGUGCUUGCAUGGUUUAUCGGAUUUUCUCAGACCUGGGACUAACUUAUGUUCAAAUAAAACAUAGAAAUGAAUGCAUAGUGCAAUUUUUAAUCUUUUAUAUCUUUAAUGCCACCAUGCACUUUGUACUUUUCAUUCAUUUGUUGAAUCUCAGUAAAAUUCAAGCGCUGGUCACUUUUACAUUGUUAUGGCCACUAAAGUCUUUUAAAUGACAGUAAAUUGUUGCCGUUUGUCCUUUCAUUUUAAACGCUUUAUAAUAGCCUACUAAAAAGCUUUUUUUUUAAAAUGCCACCAUUACAUAUAGAUCCAUUUGUGUCAUUAAUGUGUUAGCUGUUUUGUGCAAUUUUUUUUUUUUAACAAAACGCAAUAAAGUUCUUUUUUUAAAGCA
Molecule: messenger RNA, 7122 nt
Organism: Clarias gariepinus (North African catfish)
Lineage: Eukaryota; Metazoa; Chordata; Actinopteri; Siluriformes; Clariidae
Gene: col16a1
Product: collagen, type XVI, alpha 1
Exons: 69
Coding region: 315-4898 (1527 amino acids)
Source: RefSeq, a predicted model, not a curated record